Neogale vison (American mink) is the source of this 935-nucleotide messenger RNA. RefSeq names its product steroid receptor associated and regulated protein (gene SRARP). Gene Ontology annotation, molecular function: nuclear estrogen receptor binding. The transcript is spliced from 2 exons. The record is from RefSeq and is a predicted model, not a curated record. Lineage: Eukaryota; Metazoa; Chordata; Mammalia; Carnivora; Mustelidae. Gene Ontology annotation, biological process: positive regulation of intracellular estrogen receptor signaling pathway. The coding region runs from base 116 to 577 and encodes 153 amino acids. Gene Ontology annotation, cellular component: nucleus; cytoplasm.
AAAAGCUCCUGAGACGUUCUCCUCCUUCCAGAGCUAGAAGUUCUCCCACUGUGGCUGCAGCAGUGAUCCCCCGCUCUCGAAACCCCCCAGCGACCAACAAGCCAGUGCCAGAGUCAUGGGCCUUGAGACGGAUCUGGAGACCUGCUCAGGUGGGAAGCCUGCCUGCCAUCCCAAGGCCAUCCCUGCUGCUCACCUCACUUUUGUUAUCGACUGUGCUCGUGGCAAACAGCUCUCCCUGCUGGAACCCCCGGUGCCCCCCCGAGCCUCCGGUCCUCAUCUAGGACCUGUCACUCCUCCAAUGAAGACCUAUAUCUUGUUCUGUGGCGAAAACCCGCCCCACCUGACUCCGGAGGCCCCUGUGGGUGGGGGACUCCUGGCCCAGCCCGGGGGGGCCCUGCCAGCCCGCAGAGGGCCGGUGGCCCCAGCUUCCUCCCCAGUCAGUCCACAGGUCCCCCAGGAGGCUCCUGAAGCCAAGGGGAAUCCCUUGAAGGCUGUGACCUCAAGGUCUUCAGCUUGGGGCACGGUCAUCGGCUCGCUCAAAGCCCUCUCCUCCUGUGUCUGCGGGCAGGCAGAGUAACUAGAAGAGCCUGGCCCUGGAGGAGGGGUUGGCAGAGCGGGCUGGAGAGCUCCGAACUGAGGUUCCCAAAACCCAGCCCCCCUUCCCCAGCCAAGCAGAAGUCUUUGUACCCGAGCCAAGGAACAGCAUUAGAACGAUCAAGGACAUCUGAAGCAGCCAUCACGUACAUGCUCAAAGGUCUCCUCCUUCCUUCCACUUAUCUUGGUUCGCCUUAAGGCACCUGCGUAGGGAAAGAGACUAGUUCAUCCUACAGCAAAUCCUAAUGUCGCAUCUUCUGCACGCCAGGCACAGCAGAGUACUAGGAAAGACAGCACAGCAUUCUCGGAGCUUAUCCUCGGGGCGGUGGGGGUGGGUGAAG